AUGGCCGAUGACUCGGAUCGUCCUCCAUGGUCAGAUAUUUCUCUACGACUCCAGAACCUACGCAGUCUUCUUAAUUCAGAGCGCCAUCUUCCCGAACAACACCGAGCCAUAGAAGCAUUGGAUCGAGAGAUGGACAAUAUGUCUGCCGACUAUGCCGCCCGUGAACGGAGACGGCGGGACUUUGAUUCCCACUCCCAGUCUCACGACUCGUCAUUAAUCUCUGCAUCCCAGCUCCCCAAUCCCUCACCGUCGACCGAAUCUGGUCUUCCUCGUGCACGUGGGUAUAGGAGGGCUUUCAGACCCAGCGAACGGCUCCAGAGAUACCAAAGAGAGAGACUGGGUCAAAAUGCAAUAAAUUCCAUACCAGGCUCCCUCCCCAUUGCCCGACUUUCCCCCGCUUCUCCGGCUCUCCCUAAUGCGGACCGUGGUGAGAGGUUGAGAUCUAAGCGCCGAAAACUCGACGACGGUACAUACGAUGAAGAGCCUCAGACAUUUCAAUAUGGCUUUGAUGGGCAGGUGGUUCCUGGUCAAUUGCGAAUGCAACUGGUCAGUUGUGAUGGAGGCGAAUAUUCCGACCCAAAUGUUGCAAUCAACAAUUAUCCCCAAAAUAUCCUUCUCGACGACAACAGCGUCUAUUGCACCAAAAGCAACAAAUGUAACAUCUUACUCAAGCAUGUCGGUGGUAUGCCUUUCACCUUGACCACAAUCGUCAUCAAGGCUCCUAGAGCUGGUUUUGAUGCCCCAAUUCAGGAAGGUUUGAUCUUCAUAUCCAUGGACGAUGAUGGCCUCAUCGAAAAAACCUCCCAGUACGACGUUCGAUGGUCACCUAGGAACCGUCGCUAUUCACGGUAUAGGACCGAAGGAACUCGACCUUCACAGGAUUAUCUGAAUCCAGGUGCCACCCCACGUUCCAUCGAUCGAACAUUAUAUCUGAAUGAUCCUCGAGGCAGAGAAGAUAGUCCGGAUUUCAAUACUUCGCUUGUCCCCGGUUUCAAUGUUUCGGUGACCGAUAUAUCAGGUGAUGAGGACUCUAAUGAGUUUCCUACUUCACCUCGACCUUGGCACGACGAUGAUUAUUCACUAAGAUCCUACGUCGAUCGUUACCGCCCUGUCUACUUGGGCCCUACAGGAAACGAACGAAAUGACAACGAAUCGGCCACAUCAAGCGACUCAGAUGGUGAGACAGGACCAUCUGUCCAUGAAAGACCCGAAAAUACAUUACAGCACCACAGGCGUCAAUUGGAGCUGGAGAUGGAUCUGCAGAAUCGUAUGAUCGACAGGAUGCGAGCUCAGCAGAUUCGAGACAGUGACGAGUACUUUGGACGUCGUAGUCGGCUGCCCACUCUCGAAGACCCAACCGAUUCUUGGAACCAAACUGAUUCUGAUGAGAAUCAACAUUCACCACCGACUCGAAGCGAUGGGAGGAAUCCCAUCCAGACGGUACUGGCAACCGAUUCUAGAUCUCCCUUGGAGCAGCGUUCGACCCAACCUGCUGACAACGAAGAGUGCACCAGAGGUAAAACGAAUCGUGGCGAAGGUGCGGGAUCAUCUUCCAGCGGAAAUAAUGGUGUGAAACCCCAUGCACGAUUCUUCAUUAGCAGGAGCAAAUCUAGCACAGCUAUCAAUUUUGACCCUCCCAUAUCCGGACGAUAUAUCUUCGUCAAGCUUUGGGCACAAGCUCCCAAAGCGAACAUUGAUAUGCAAGCCAUCCUGGCGCAUGGAUAUGGAGGGCCUAGAUUCUUCCCUUGCUCGGAGCUGAGAUGA
Messenger RNA from Exophiala bonariae, 1764 nucleotides. RefSeq lists its product as uncharacterized. The transcript is spliced from 3 exons. NCBI's taxonomy places the organism in Eukaryota, Fungi, Ascomycota, Eurotiomycetes, Chaetothyriales, Herpotrichiellaceae. Bases 1 to 1764 code for a protein of 587 amino acids. The record is from RefSeq and is a predicted model, not a curated record.